Vespula pensylvanica (western yellowjacket) is the source of this 6015-nucleotide messenger RNA. It is a transcript of the gene PNUTS, whose product is annotated as serine/threonine-protein phosphatase 1 regulatory subunit 10-like. The coding region runs from base 824 to 4576 and encodes 1250 amino acids. Gene Ontology annotation, molecular function: metal ion binding. The record is from RefSeq and is a predicted model, not a curated record. NCBI's taxonomy places the organism in Eukaryota, Metazoa, Arthropoda, Insecta, Hymenoptera, Vespidae. The transcript is spliced from 9 exons.
UCUCUCUCACAUACACAUUCAACAAUAAAGAAAGAAACGAUUAAUCACGGAAGUUAACGAAAUCUUAUCAGAUUUUCAACAUCCGUUUCAUUGUGUUUUAAAUGAAAAAGUAAUGCUUGAAAGAAAUAUUCUAUACAAGGUGCUGUAAUCGAUAAGUGACGUAACAUGAAGCAAAGAUAGAAUAUUAUUUUAUAUUCGGGGAUUAAUAGUGUUAAUCAUGCAGUAUAUAAGCUAUAGCAAGAAAAGAAGUAAAAGUGUUAGAAAGUGUUAGUUCGUAUAUGUAGAAGAAUCGCGAAUUGAUCGAAAUUUUUCUACCAACGUACGGUUACGGCGUGCUAAAAAUAGAAAUAGUGACGCAAGCGAUAAGGUGGGGUCGCAUCGAUCAUUGGUCAACGUUGUGUUGAUAUCGAGCUUCUGAUUGGUUGACAUUAUAUAUGAUGAAAGUGGGGGAUGCGUAGAAUGACUGCGCAACAAACCUUUCGCCAGUUGGAUACCGAGUGAGCAACGUUUGCUUGAAAUACGUUUCUUGUACCUGCAUCUUUGCAAAGUCCAUAGUUGAUAAUUUUCAUAUUUAGAUCAUUUAUUUUUAUUAAGAAAUGAUUAUUAACUAUAGAUCAUUAGAAAAAAUCAAAAUUUAUUAGAGAAUUUAUAAUUUUUAAUACUUUUUUCGUGGUAGAAAGUAAUCCGUAUGGGUCGAUCAGUAAGACCGAUGCCAGGAAGAUUUUUAUAAUACGCCGAUGGAUUACUUUCAAAUAUUGAGAUAUACAUCAUGAUCCUAUGCUUACUCUUCGAAAUUCAUUAAUCCAUCGAGGGUAACUACAAAAUGCCACGUAUAGACCCAUUGUCACUACUCAAAUGUCUCAGUGUUUUACUGGGUCCAACAGGAGGUAUUAAAAGUAAAGAAGAAGUUAACCGAUUAGCUAACCUAAUGACGAAAUUUUCAAAGAAAUUGGUUUCCAAGUGCAUUUACAUACAAAUUUUAAAAACCACUAACACCGAUUUGCUUAGUCAAUUUAUGGCUGCCGGUGGAUGGAAUCUUAUUCAUAUGUGGUUGACUGAUGGUAUUCUUGCUAAAAACUGGGCAUUAAUUCAAGAACUUUUGGAACUCCUGUUAUUGUGCCCAGUGGAUGUAGACAGAUUAAAAAGUAACAAUUGUCCAAAACUUAUUAAAGGUUUAUCAAAAGAAGGAAGUCAUCAAGGUGUUAGAAUAUUAGCUAGUCGUCUUGUUGAACAAUGGCUGAAGAUAGUAAAAGGUGAAGUUGCACCAAAUUCUGUACCGGCCCAUAUCAUGACGAUACCAAUACAAAGUAAUAGUGCUACAGCACAAGGUUUAAUAAUUCAAUCAACUCAGCAACAACCACAACAGCAACAGUAUUCUAUCAAUAGUGGUAUACAAAAAGGCACAGACGAUGUGGAAAGUGUUACUGUACACGUACAAGAUUUGCAGUUUACACAAAGUCCACAGUCCAUUAUUACAACGACACAAGUUCAACAGCAAGUAGAAGAACAACAUUUACAAGAAAAACAUCCAAUGCAAUUACAAGUUGUUAGUAAACCACAACAAACACAACUUCAACAAGCUAGUCAACUUUCGACAAAAAAACAGUCUUUUGUUGUAGUGUCUUCCCAAUCGUCUGUUCCUUUAUAUAAAAUUACAAUAAGGGAUGGGAAACAAGUCCUUACAAAAGUAGAAACUGAUACCACCAACAUAACUUCAAAUAAUACAACUUUAGAAGUUAAUGGAGAAGUUAAAGACACAGUGUUUUCUUUAAAAGAAGAUGAAGAAAAAACAAAAAUUCUUGAAGGUAGUGAAGGAGUGCACAGUGAAAAAGACAAUAUGACAGAAGUGCAACCUGAACAAUCUGAUCAAAUCUCUAGUGAAGUGAAGCAAUCUACAAUUAGUUCUAAGGACAGUACUGAGACUGGAAUUAGUAAUGUUAAAAUAAUAGACAAUAAAGAUAGUAAAGAUAUUGUUUCAAGUGAUAGCAAUAAAUCUAGUGACAAAGAAAAUCGGGAUUCUCACAAAAAAGACGAUAAAAAAUCAAGUAGUGGUUCAGAUAAAAAAAGUGGUAAUCAUCAUCAUAGUUCAUCAUCCUCAUCUAAAAGUUCUUCUAAACAUGGCGCAAGCUCUAGUUCACAUCGUAGUAGUUCUACGUCUCAUCGUUCUAGUAGUCACCGUUCUUCAUCUAGCAGUACAUCAAAGAGUUCCACUUCUAAAGAUAAGUCUUCCAGGGAUAGAGACAAGCAUCACUCCAAUUCAUCUAGUAAGCAUAAUUCCAAUAAUAAAAAUAAAUCUGAGAAAGAACGGGAAAAAGAAAAACAAAAGAAGGAUCAAGCAGAGAAGGAUAAAGCGACGUUAGAAAAAGUACAAGGUCAAAUCUUAAGUUCCAAGUUAGGAAAAAUACCUAAAAAGAAAUCUGAAGAUAGUAAAACAAGUGAUGGAAGCAAGAAAAUAAUAACAGAUUCUCGAGAUAGUUCUAAAGAAAAUAAAGAUAAAAUCGAAGGGAAAAAGUCUGUUAUUGUGUCGGAGAAAAAGAAUAUUUCCAUUUCUAUCGAAAGCAGAAAAAAUACGCAAGACUCAGCAGCAAGACCGAAGACUGUCAAAACGUUUAACUCUAAGUUUAGGUCUACGGGUCUAGAAGAAGAAGUAAAACCUCCACCUCCCAGAUCAGCAAAAAAAUCGAGCCCCGUCGUUGACAAGAAGAUGAUGCCUCUUCCAAAGCUGCCAGUUUUGAAGAGACCUUCUCCACUGAGAGAGGUACUUGCACCAUCGGAUAAGAGAGCCAAGCUGUCCUUGGAUUCUCCAACUACACCCCCAAGCGAUGAGAAGAAAGGAGGCAUUAAAUUGAUACCACCAAAACCAAAACCAAUGAUGCUACAAGAAAGCGACAUGUUUAUGGAUGCAUUAACAGCAUCAACCAAAAGUAAAGAACCAAGGAAAAGAAAACGUAGAACUUCGAUAACUAAGGACGGCUCAUCAGAUGUAAAAAAGCAAGAAAUAACUAAUGCUGAUAAUCGUGAAAUUACACCACCACCUACAUCGCCAUCGAGUACCGAUGAAAAAUCUCCGGUUGUCCUCAAACCUAAUUUCAAAUUUUAUCAAGAUACAUUGGAAACGGAAGAAGAUAAAGAACAGAAAGAUAAAGAAAGUAAUGGAGAAGAAAUAAAAAGAGAUAAGGAAGAUAUUAUUGAUAAUCAAAAGGAUAGCAGAGAUAAUAACGAUGAUGAUGGGAGCAGUACACCGACACCGGAAGAUGAUACCGAAGAAACGAAAACAUCCGAUUCUCCAGAAGAGGCAUCAUCCGAUGGUUUGGAUUCAUUGAAGAAAGAAAACAGUCCUUAUCCUGAAAUUCGUUACGUUGAUGGACUUAGAAGUGUUCUUUUGUUACAAAAGCGUAAAGGACCGAAGAAAACUUUAAAAUGGAAGACAGAUUUAGAAUCGAUACGUUACUUCGAAUUGGAUGAGACAGAAAGGGUCAAUGUAACGAAAACUUUCACUGAUAUGAAACAGAUGGAGAAACAGAACGAAAGAGAAGCAUUCCAAAUGGCAAGAAAAUUAAGCAAUGAAGAUUUGAUGGAAGAGAGAACACGAUGGAAACCAUUAAUUCCAAUUGACUUACCUCCAGCAUUGGUGGAACCUGGUAAAGAUAGUAGAGAAAAGGAUAUUCAAUAUGCAAGAGAAAAAGGAAUUCUUCAAGCACUUUAUUUUAAUCGAAGCAUGAUACCUGACUCAGCAGCAGAACCAGACGAAGAACGUCAUCACAUAAUUACUGAUCCGAAAGUUAUUCCUUUAGACGAUCUCACAGGCAAUAAGGAGAGCGAAAAAGACUUUACAAAUAUAACGUGGCCAGAGCCGAAACCUCAGUUACCCGUUCAGCCUUCCACAAUAACAAACUUCCAUUAUCCACCUUAUUCACAUAAUCAACAGCCAAUGAUGGCACCUGUUGGUCCACAAGGACCAAUAAAUCCAAUACCUCAAAUGCCUCAACAGAUGAUGCCUCCAACACAUAUGGGGCAAAUGGCACCUGAAAUAGCAGGUCCUAUGCCUGCUGGUGGAGGUGGUUGGAGAACAGGAGAUGGGAAAGUUGUUGUACCUGAUGUAGGAAUGAAUCCUAUGGCGAAUAUGCCUGGAACAUUUCCUCAAGGAAUGGAAGGUGGUCCAAUGGUACCACCUGGUAUGAUGGGCCCACCACCGAUGUAUAAUCAACAAGAUGGUUAUGGUAUGAUGGGACCAGAAGAUAUGGGAUUCAAUAAUAUGAAUCCAAAUAACUUCCAAGGUCCUCCAGGACCUAUGUAUGGUCCUGGCCCUAAUUUUCAAGGUCCACGAGGUCCAGGAGGUCCAGGAGGCCCAGGAGGUCCAGGAGGUCCAAUGCAUGUUAGAGGCAGAGGUGGUCCUGGUCCUGGUUGGUAUAGAGGAUGUGGUCCUGGUAGGGGAGGUUGGAGAGGUGGCGGUGGUGGAUGGAGAGGGAGCGGCAAACAACCACGUGUUUGUAUGCAAUUUACCAAAAAUGGUUAUUGUCGAGUAGGCGAGAAAUGUCAGUACCUUCAUCCUGGUGUUAAUUGUCCACCAUUUUAAGAGAUCAAUUAAUAUAUUAAUCUUCCUACAAGUCUGUCAAAUGAAGAUACUGCCAUUAUCUGUUGCCCUAAACAAAAUUUAAAAAACAAGGCGAGUGUCUCGUGAGAGAGAUCGAAUCAUCAAAAUCAUCUGGGAAAUCAAUUGCUUUAUUAACUGUUGCAAUCUUUAGAUAAAACUGCAAAUAGCAGUAAAGUAAGAUGAAUUUGUAAAAUCAAUAAUUUGAGAGUAAUCAAAUUUGAAAUUUCAAAAAAUCAUUUUUUUUUUUCUCUAUGAUGAUAUUUUCUGUGUAAUUUCAUGCAGAAUCCACUGAGCAGCUAAGAGCAUUUAUGUUCUCCCGAAUAUUCAAGUUCUCGAUACGAUACAAGUACUUCUACUACCGAUGGCUUUACAUUUUUCACGAGAAUUUCUGCAGCUCAAGAGAACAUGUUUAGUCAUUAAGAGGUAUCUCUUAUAAACUAUUUUUCAACUUACACACAUACACACACAAACACACACACUCGUGCAUUUGUUUAUUUUGUUGCUAAUCAGAGAUAUUGGUCUUGAAGAAUGAAUAGAAACUUACGAGGUUCCCCAGCUGCUGGACAGCCAAAGGUUCCUGCAUAUUGUUUUAACCGUUACAAUACACAUACACAUAACUAUGUGCUCUAUACUGAAGCAAUCGCGCAGGACAUUUUAUAAAUGGCUAUUCUUAUGAUUUUCAAAAGGUCAUCCAAAAAGUAAAAAUAUAUACAAGUUCUUCGUGUCUUCUACUUCAUAAUAAUGAAUAACUUCGAAGAGGAACUAUAAACAAGUGGUGAAUGGUAAAUCAGGAGAACGAAAACUAAUAUAUCCCCUAACAUGUUCACUUUUCAGGUCUUCUUAAAAAAACUACGAAUUGUAAUGCUGCCAGGUUGCAGUUAUAAAAAGAUAGAAUGUAUUACGUCUCCAGAAAAACUUUAUCAAUAUUCUACAAUUUGCAUGCAUUAUCAUUAACAAUUCUAUGACUCGUAGAUUUCUAUAAAAAAAGAAAAAAAGAAAAAAAUAUAUAGCUUCUGCUAUAGAGGUGCGAUUUCAACUCUAACUUAUAUGACAGAACACCAAAAGUUCAAAUAGCAAAAUAAUACUUUUAUUAAAAUAAUCUCUAAACAAAAUAACGAAAAAUAUAUAUAUAUAUAAGUUUUGUAAAUAUAAUAAUUGUAAAAUUUUGUAUAAAUCAUAAACAUAAGUGUGAAAGGAGACUGUUAGAUAUGAAAAAUAUUUGAUUGUAUAGAAAUGAAUUUGAUGAUAUGAGAGUGCAUAUGAAUUGUGUAUAUGUGAAUGAGAUACCGUAUUAUAUUUAGUAUAUUAAAAAAAAAAAAAAAAACGCAUAAAGAAUCAAUCUAGUGAAAAAUAUUUACAAUAGCAUUGUAUUAAAAAUUUUUUACAUAUUAAGCGUAGCUAAUUUUUUGUAUAUGGUUAAU